UUGUGGAUUAUAAAUUUAUCAGUCCUGUCUCUUCUUCAGGAAUCUUUUUUUUCUCAGCUCUGUCUUGCAUAUUCUGCCUCUUGUUGACCUUCCUCUGGGAUAAAGUUUUGAAUCCAAACUCUCAAGCUAUAAUAAAUAAAUGAUUGCACCCUUGAGGUCACUGUUCUAGCCUAAUUUUGCAAUUUGCAGUAUACAAUUCACUCACCCUUGCUCUCUUUGAGAGAAGCAUUUUACCUGCUGGCAUUCAGCAGUCUUCCAGCUAGAUAUUGGAGCCAACUGGCAAUCCUCUGGUGGUUCUGGGAAUCAAAAGGAAUCUGUUUGGACAUCUGCUUUUGAAUCUGAGAUUUCACUGAUGGCGGUUUCUACUAAGGAGAUACAUAAUCCACCCAGAAUGGCACAUGCAAGCCAAAACUAAGGACAGAAAAAGGGAUGAACUUGUCAAAAGUGCUGGACUGAAAGUCCUGGAUCUGUUGAACUGUUAUAGCAUAAGUAAUAGUGUGCAGGGCUUCCCCUGCCACCUUUUUGGGGUCAGAAGACACCUGUGAGCCAGGCCAUCUGGUAAUGAUGGUUCUGGUGAUGACCAAGUUGUUCAGCAGAACCUGGACGGAGACCAUUAGCUCACUUCACAUAGACACACAGCAAUUUCCAGUCACUGUGAGCUUGAGGAGAAUUAGGCCAGUGCUCUUACCGCCCAUCACAUCCAAGGUAUAUUAUUCCUGUGGUGCAGAUUUGGAAUCCAUGGAAAGAGGUCUUAUUUUAUCACCAGGCUUUCCAAAUAACUACUAUGCAGGGACACAUUGUGUUUGGCAGUUUUUCAUUCCUGUUAGAACCCAUCUUAUCCUGGAAAUUCUUGACUUUGAUGUAUUUGAGAGCUCAAAUGAAACUCCAGACCCUUGGGAUGGCUUUUUUACUUCUUCUAAAAGAAAAAAUAAGGAGAUGUUUCCUACUGAAGAAAACUCUGACCUUCCCAUCACUUUUGCUACUACAAAAUCCUCUGAUCUGGCUGGGAUGUCAAAGGCGACCCAGAAACAUAGCAGCCCAGGAGCUCAGUCAAAGGGUCUUGCUGGCCACUACGAUGGAUUCCCAGUAACUACCUCCAAAAAAGAAGAAUACAAACAAACAUCUGAAGAAAAACAGUUCAGACAGAUGGAAGAACCCAAAGAAAUAGCUAAGGCUCAGCCAGACGAACUGCCAUUCACUGUGGCUGGCAAUACUGCUACGCAGCAGCAAAAUAUCAGUGGCCUAGAGAUGAACAGAGAUUUGAAAGGGAAAGUCCUGCUUGCUCACCUCACUGCUAGAAGGAGAGAUGAGGUCAUGGGAGAGAAUCAGACUCUCUCCACCACAGCCUUACCAAGAGGAAACUCCACCACCCAGCAGCCUUCAGCGGAUGUGUGUCCCCAUGAUGUCUUGUAUGUUUCUGACCUCAUCACAUUUUCCUCUCGCUUCUGUGGGACAAACUUGCCUUUAAACAAGACCAUGGUCUUCAGUUCAUCUCUGGAGAUGGUGGAGGUUAUUAUGGAGCUGAUCACGACCACGGAUCGUGGGAGGGGCUUUGCGAUGCUCUUUGAAUACAAGAACAUCACAGAACCUAAUGUCAUGGAUGUGGUGAGGCAGGAUGGAAAGGAAGACACAAUGAUGCUGGCAAUAAUAACUGGAAUUGUCCUCUUUGCACUUGUUCUUCUGUCUACCCUCUGCAUAACUUUCAGGCAGAAAACGUGCCCUAAAAGGAACCCUUCCAGUGCAAACAGUGACCAGGAGAAUGGGAUCCAGAACUCCGCCAUAGAUAUCAAUGAGCUCCAACUUGUGGUGCCAACUCGAGAGAAUGAAAACAACAAUCACACUGUCAGCCGGGACCAAGCUGUCACUUCCUCUGGAGGCUGCACAGAACACUCUUCUUGGCAUACUGACCCAGAUAUGCCCUCUAUGUCUGCAGUGACCACUGAAACGGGGAGCGAAGAAGUAUUUAUUAUUUCAGCCGGCCCUGGUGCCAGCGGGUUGAGUUUUACCACAUACAGAAUACAGGACAAAAACCUAAAGAGAAGUGUCACAAGUCCAGCUUCUGUGUCAGACUGGCUGACUUCUGAUCAUAUGGCUCCAGGAGCAGGUACUGUGGAUAAAGGGAAUACACAGGCAGAGAACCAUCAUCCAAGGCAACGGACAUGGAGUGCCCGCACAUUUCAUGACUUACUGACUCCGUUACCUCAGUUACAGAAAAAAUGGUAUAGCUGGACCACUAACAGCCCCUUCACUAAACUGGUAGACAGCAGUGGUCUUUCUACAUCCACAAGAAACCAGAGUGUAACAACCAGAAAAGUAAUUUCAGCCACUGAGAUAGAGGGAAUCUCAGAUAUUGUUUAUUCUGACUCGUCCACCUGCACCACAUCAUACCCACAAACCCAAUCUGCGCAAAGGCAAGGGAAACUGAGCUCCUCCAGCUUGAAGAAAUCCAGGUUUGGGAACCCUUACUUUGGGUUUUUAACCAGCUCCCCUGAUUGCAAAGAGGUGAGGCCCUUGGAUCCCUCGAGACACGUGGGGGUGACACCUCCACUUGGUAACAAAAGCCAUGGCCUCCCUGGCCUCAAAAGCAACUUAAUCAACUGUUCAAAAACCAAGGAGCUCUCAAUAGAAAUGGACAAAUCCAAACCAGCUUUUGUUAUUUCUGAGGAAGGGGAUGACCAGCAGCCUCUGGUCCUCGCAGAACAUUUUAGUCAGUGUAGAGAUACUCUGUCUGAGCAAAAUGUUGUAUAUGCUUCAGUGAAGGCUAUGCCUGAUAAGCCACCCAUGGUCUUGACUGUUCAGGGAGACAGCUCAGGCAGGCCUCCCAAUUUCACGUUGGAUCUCCCCAUUUGGGAAAAGUUUCCCAAUUUAUAUGGCAAUCACAUGACGACUGAUAGCUCUUCCAGGGGCCAGUGCAGCUUGCCUAGUGCAGAUACCAAUACAAUUGAGUCACCAUGGAAUUUUGAUUCCUUAACUGCUCAAACACUCUGUCAAACAUCGGUUCAAUGAGGCUUCCAGAGCGACUAAAGGAAUCUGUCUGUGAGAACAGAUGCAAUAAGGACCAUAGCUGUUCACUUUUCUGCUGGAGAAGAAGCUCCUGUGCCUAUGGAGGGUAGCAAGUGUGGACAGAGACAACUUUUUUUCCUUCCCAUCAGCAGAUUGGAGUUAUGGGAAAAGGUAACCUAGCAAAGCACAAAAUAAAGUCAUCUUUUCUCAUGAUCAGCUGGGCCUAAUAAUGUGCACGACAUGAUCUUGUU
Messenger RNA from Chelonoidis abingdonii (Abingdon island giant tortoise), 3254 nucleotides. RefSeq lists its product as uncharacterized. NCBI's taxonomy places the organism in Eukaryota, Metazoa, Chordata, Testudines, Testudinidae. The record is from RefSeq and is a predicted model, not a curated record.